ACAUCCCUUUAUUUAAAGACCCAGUGCUAUUUGUAAAGCUUGGAGAAAGCAGGAAUAUACAAUAUUCUGGUCCUCAAAGCAAUUCGGGUACAAAGCAUGCCUCUAGAUUCUGACAGCACUUCUGGAGGAGGCAGGGCAGGUAAGAUGGAAGUCACUGUCCCUGACUGACGGCUGCACUUCCUCUUCUCUUCCUUCCCUGGAAGACAAGCUAUCUCACAAGACAAGCUGCUGUGGUUCCAGGCUUUCUCUGAUGAAAACAAGUUUUGCAAGCCUUCACAGAAGCAAGAAAUUGUCCUGGUCCCCUUCUCCGAAGGCAGCCCCUUUCUGCCCAGCUGGCGGGAGGCGUUGGCUGAUCCUGGCAGAGGUUCUGCAGAUGGCUGCUUUUAACUUCCAUUCCUGGAGGAAUCAACCCAAAGUCUAUACCUGGUGGCAGGAUCAGCCAUGCUGGGGACCAACACAAGGAGACCCCUGAUCUAUCCUUCAAUCUCUUGGCGCUCUGGGGGCGGAGCCAAUCUCUGGGCCCGCCCUCUUUCCCAUCAGGGUGUGUCUCGCCCUUGACUGCAGGCUCCUUUGACUGUGGUCCUGUCACGUGACCGGCCUGCCCACUCACUGCCGGCCUCUGCGCCAUAAUCCCCACCCUCCCCUCACGCCCCACCCAGCGGUGCGGUACAAGCCCCGGCCCUUCCAGCCGAGAGACCCCCGUAGCAAGAUGGCGGUGAACCAGAGCCACACCGAGAACCGCAGGGGAGUCACCAUCCCUUAUGGUGAAAGCGUCUUGAUGCAGAGCCCGGAUGUGGAACUCUCGUUCCCGCAGCAACCAGAGGGCUCCGGCCUCUUCGGCGGUACCAAGAGGGGGGCACUGUUUCUCACUUCAUACCGGGUGAUUUUUGUGACGGCGCACUCGGUCCAGGACCCCAUGCUGUCUUUCAUGAUGCCUUUUAACCUGAUGAAGAACUGCGUGGUGGAACAGCCAGUCUUCGGGGCAAAUUACCUUACGGGGAUCAUUCAGGCAGCCCCGGGUGGCGGCUGGGAAGGACAGGCGACUUUUAAAUUCACCUUCAGGAAAGGAGGUGCCAUCCAGUUCGCCCAGCUGAUGAUGGAAGCCGCCUCGGCUGCUGCCCGGGGAUCCCCACUUGGAACUGAUUAUUGGUUCGGGCCUCUAAGAAUUUAUAUUGUUACCGGGGAAGGAGGCAGCUGCCCUGCAGAGACACCUUGUCAAGCUUUUGCCUAUGGAGCCCCACCUCCAAGAUACGGAGCACCCCCUGCGGGAUACACAGCGCCACCUGCUGUAUAUGAAGCGUCACCUGCAGGCUACGGAGCCCCGCUUUCAAACUACGGAUCUCCGCCUCCCGGCUACGUAGUCCCGCCUCCCGGCUACGGAGUCCCGCCUCCCGGCUACGGAGUUCCACCUGGGGGCUACGGUGUCCCGCCUCCCGGAUACGGAGCUCCGGCUGGGGCUUACGGAGCUCCAUCUGGUGGAUACGGAGCUCUGCCUCCCAGAUACGAAACCCCUCCUCCGAGAUACGGAGCUCAACCUGGAGGAUCCAAGUCCCCACCUCCCAGAUACGAGGUUCCGCCUACUGAAUUUAGGACCCAACCUUCCGGGUCCAGAGCCCCUCCGGCAGCAUCUGGGACUGGAUAUCCUUCCUCUGUAGCUGCCCAGAGUUCUGAACGUGCGGCUACUCAUUCUUCAGUUUCUUCGACCUAUUCUCCUCCUCCCAACAUGUAAACCUUGAAGAUUCACCAAGCAAAAUAGCACCCUAAAAUUGGAGGCCUUAGGUAUAUGAUCACAGGCUGGGCGCAGGUAGUUGCCCCUCUCUGUGGAAGGGCGAUCAUAGGGAAUGUGCUAAUAAGCUUUACUUCCAGGCCUGGAUUUUAAAAGCAGAGCUGGUUCUUUAUUCGCUGGCCCAAAGCGGAAUAGCACUAUGCCCCCAUAAUUUAGUUGGCAGUUGGACUGUUUUUAAAAACACGUUGAAUGUGAGUUAGGAAAAACUUACUGCCUAAUCGCUAGACAUGUUUGUUUGCCAGGCCCUAGCGUGUGUACUAACAAUAUCACGUUGGACACAGUUCUUUUUUCACAGCUUUGUUUAGUGAAAAGGUGGGAUAACCUACAUUUCCAAUAGUGAGAAUUUUAUAAAUGCUGAUGGAGAUAUACAAUGGAGUAUUCCGCAGCUGUUUAAAUGAUGUCUUAUAGUGGAGAAAGCAGCCUUUAGAAGACUAAACAGAACAAAGCAAUAAGGAAGAGUGUCAAAUUUGACCCGGCAUAUCAAAAUUUAAGAUUUCUGUGUGACAAAAAGUUUAAGAGAUAGGUAAUGACUAGGAGAAAGUAAUUUCCAACAUAUAUUAACAAAAAAAAUUAUAGUCAAAAUAUUUGAAAACCACAAAACCAGUUAAAAGAAAAGAAAUGGACAAAGGGUAUGAACGAUAGUUAACCAGGGCAAUAACAUGGCUGACAUAUUUGAAAAGGUAUCAACUUGACUAAUAUUAGGGAAAUGUGACCCAAAAGAAGAAACAGCUUUCAUCUGCAAAGACUUGAAAAUGUUAAAAUUCUUUUUUUUGGUACCGGGGAUUGAACUCACAGCCUUGGGCUUGGGAGGCGAGCACUUAUGCUGCUGAGCUAAAUCUCCUAAAAAUGUUAAAAUUCUUGAUACAGCAGUUUCAUAGCUCAGUAUCUACCCCUGAGAAAUACUUGCACAUGUGCACAAGAAUGCAUGUGGGAGGAUUUUGUGGGAUUCAUUGUUUCUAACAGUACAGAAUUAGAAAUAACUGUUGUACACCUGUAAUCCCAGCACUCAGGAGGCUGAGGCAGGAGGGUUGAUGCAAGUUGGAGGUCAGCCUGGGCUACAGCAAGUUCAAGGCCAACCUGAGCUACACAGUGAGAUUUUAUCUCCAAAAAACCUUAUAUGUCAAUUAGUGGGAAAUAUAUAAACUAGUACUCUCAUGCUGCAUAUGCAAAAAAUUCUAAGGCUUAAGUGAGAAAAAAGUUGUAGGAUAUACUAUGAUGAUUGUCAGCCUCCUCAGACUGAACUAUUUUUAUACCAUAUUUGUAAAAAUAUAUAACAAAUGUAUCACUUUUUAGCUCUUUGGCUAACAUUAAGUGUAAAUAUUUUAUAACUUGUCCUUUAGUGAAACUUGUGUAUAAUUGCAUGUUAUUCCCUAUAAUUUCAGCAAAAAUCAAUAUUCCAUUAAUGUAAUAUGAAGAGAAAGUAAAAGUAGUGUAUAGAAAAACUUUAAGUAUUUUAAUAUACUACAGAGU
Molecule: messenger RNA, 3256 nt
Organism: Cavia porcellus (domestic guinea pig)
Lineage: Eukaryota; Metazoa; Chordata; Mammalia; Rodentia; Caviidae
Gene: Wbp2nl
Product: WBP2 N-terminal like
Exons: 6
Coding region: 710-1729 (339 amino acids)
Biological process (GO): positive regulation of DNA-templated transcription
Cellular component (GO): nucleus
Molecular function (GO): chromatin DNA binding; transcription coactivator activity
Source: RefSeq, a predicted model, not a curated record